CGCAGGUUGAUGGCAGCGGCAGCUGGGACUGCAGCGACGCCGGGCCCGGAGAGCCGCGAGCAGCGGCCCGAGCGCGCAGAGGAACACCCGGGCCCAGACGCCGCGGACACCCGGAGGGGAGGUUCCCGCAUCCCGACUCCCUCGGCCCCAGCGCGCACCUAGCCCCUCUGCAGAGGAGCCGCAGCGCGAGCGCCCCUCGCCCACUCAGCACCAGCUCACAGGACUCAAGACCAAAGGCAUUUCUGGGCACUGAGAUCCUCCAUUUCCACCCACAGCCAUGAGCCGACGUGUGGUUCGGCAGAGCAAGUUCCGCCAUGUGUUUGGGCAGGCCGCAAAGGCUGACCAGUCCUACGAGGACAUCCGGGUGUCCAAGGUCACAUGGGACAGCUCCUUCUGUGUGGUCAACCCCAAAUUCCUGGCCAUUAUUGUGGAGGCUGGGGGUGGAGGUGCCUUCAUUGUCCUGCCUCUGGCCAAGACAGGACGAGUGGAUAAGAACUACCCACUGGUCACUGGGCACACUGCUCCUGUGCUGGACAUUGACUGGUGCCCACACAAUGACAACGUCAUUGCCAGUGCCUCAGAUGACACCACGGUCAUGGUGUGGCAAAUUCCAGAUUAUACUCCUGUGCGCAACAUUACAGAACCCAUCAUUACACUCGAGGGCCACUCCAAACGUGUGGGCAUCCUCUCCUGGCACCCCACUGCCCGGAAUGUCCUGCUCAGUGCAGGUGGUGACAAUGUGAUCAUCAUCUGGAAUGUGGGCACCGGGGAGGUGCUCCUGAGCCUAGACGACCUGCACCCGGACGUCAUCCACAGCGUGUGCUGGAACAGCAACGGUAGCCUGCUGGCCACCACCUGCAAGGACAAGACGCUGCGCAUUAUCGACCCCCGCAAGGGCCAGGUGGUGGCGGAGAGGUUUGCGGCCCACGAGGGAAUGAGGCCCAUGCGGGCCGUCUUCACGCGCCAGGGUCAUAUCUUCACCACGGGCUUCACCCGCAUGAGCCAGCGAGAGCUGGGCCUGUGGGACCCGAACAACUUCGAGGAGCCAGUGGCACUGCAGGAGAUGGACACAAGCAACGGGGUCCUACUGCCCUUCUAUGAUCCCGACUCUAGCAUCGUCUACCUAUGCGGCAAGGGCGACAGCAGCAUUCGAUACUUUGAGAUUACGGACGAACCACCUUUCGUGCAUUACCUGAACACCUUCAGCAGCAAGGAGCCUCAGAGGGGCAUGGGUUUCAUGCCCAAGCGGGGGCUGGAAGUCAGCAAGUGUGAGAUCGCCCGGUUCUACAAGUUGCACGAAAGAAAAUGUGAGCCCAUCGUCAUGACUGUGCCCCGCAAGUCAGACUUGUUCCAGGACGACCUAUACCCAGAUACUCCCGGCCCCGAGCCGGCCCUAGAAGCGGAUGAAUGGCUAUCUGGCCAGGACGCCGAACCGGUGCUCAUCUCGCUGAGGGACGGUUACGUGCCUCCCAAGCACCGCGAGCUCCGCGUCACCAAGCGCAAUAUCCUGGACGUGCGCCCUCCCUCUGGCCCCCGCCGCAGCCAGUCGGCCAGCGACGCCUCCCUGUCGCAGCAGCACACCCUGGAGACGCUGCUGGAGGAGAUCAAGGCCCUGCGCGAGCAGGUGCAGGCCCAGGAGCAGCGCAUAACGGCCCUGGAGAACAUGCUGUGCGAGCUGGUGGACGGCACCGACUAGCGCGGCGCGCGCGCGCGGGAAGCUCCGAGCCUGGGGGCGCGGCGGGGGGGAGCAGGACUCGGCCCCGCCCCGACUCUGGGUCCGGACUUCCGGACCCCGCCUCUCGGGGCGGGGGCUGGGGCGGAACUGGGCAGGGAACACCACCCCCUCGCGGGAGUCCUGGACGAAUGGAGCGUCGCGAAGGCUCGCGUCCGCCUGGCACCCGCCGGGCUCCAUGCCUCGUCCGGGACUCGGCAGAAGCUGGCCUCGGGAGCCCCGGGGUGACGGGGACCUCAGUGAUGGUGCUGCACGGCGACGCGGUGUCCCUUCUGUCCCCCGCCCGGGGCAGGGGAAGUGCUUAGUAUUAGCGCUAUUCUUGGGGAUAUCGGGGCGCUUGGGCUUGACCUCAAAGGGGUGGCGAUUCGACAGAUCUCGCCAGACCGAACGGGGAGAGUUACAGGGCUUCCCCCUCUAAUCAGCUCACUGGAUUCCACUCCCCAAGUGGGAAAGCGGACGGAUGUCACCCCAGUUCUACAGACAUACACAAAACCCAUUGGCUGUAGAGCCGAACCCACGGCUACACCCAGCAGUCUAGGGCAGAGGGCUGUCUUCCUUCUUUUCACCCGCAAGGGAGAGGGCGGCUUCCUCACCGCACCCCCGCCGGAGAACUAAUCAGAAAACUGGCAUGGAAGCAGGUUCACACCCUUCUUCCCACCCCCCACCCCCCUCUGCCCCCAGCCCUCUGCUGUGGCCUUGACUCUAGGAGGAAAACAAGACUUGCUGAAUUUAAUUCUUUUACUAAUUGCUCAGUCUGUGCCUCCAGCAUGCGUGGGGGUGAGGGGGCCAGACCCCCAACCUCUGCAAAUGCUGUAUCCCCAGGCUUGCAGGGGUGCUGACAAAGGCUCAGGACCCACCAGGCAUUCUCUUACCUCAGAUCCCUCCUCACACUGAGGUUCAGAAGGAACCCCGAAGCCGUAGGUGGGCGUUCUUUCCCAGUAAAGCCAGCUAGGAAAAGCCUUGGGUUU
Messenger RNA from Nyctereutes procyonoides (raccoon dog), 2700 nucleotides. RefSeq names its product coronin 6 (gene CORO6). The coding region runs from base 278 to 1696 and encodes 472 amino acids. Gene Ontology annotation, biological process: actin filament organization; cell migration. The record is from RefSeq and is a predicted model, not a curated record. Lineage: Eukaryota; Metazoa; Chordata; Mammalia; Carnivora; Canidae. Gene Ontology annotation, molecular function: actin filament binding. The transcript has 11 exons.